ACAAGAAAAAUUGCAAUAACUGCAAUAAUUACACAUCACACUGUUAGCCUUACACCUUCGAUUAAUGCUGGGUUAUUUUCCUGAAUAACGUGUAACAUAAAAAGUAGGCUAAUUAAAAAUAAAUUCACAUUCGUAUAUUAAUUGGUUUAACAAAUCUUUAACUGGAUAGCUAUUACAAAUCAUUCGGAUUUCGGAUUUCUUUGCGGACAAAUAUAACUUAAACUCCAGCGUGUCAUUUUAUCCGCAAAGCAAUUGAAAAAAUCUGGUAUAAGUGGAUGAAGAUUAAUACAUCACACAUAUUUGAUUAACAAAAACAUCUUAGCUGUCAACGACCAUCAACAAUGAAUAUACCCAAUCAAUAUAUAGAAAAGACUGAAGAAGUUGCAGAUCAGGUAAUUAGAAAAGGCAAACAUGUCCUCCCACAUGUCGCCCGGUUAUGCCUGAUAGCAACAUUCCUUGAGGAUGGUAUCCGGAUGUGGGUGCAAUGGAACGAGCAGCGCGAAUACAUGGAUAUGAACUGGGGAUGUGGAAAAUUUUUGGCCACAACUUUUGUUCUUAUUAAUCUAUUAGGACAGUUAGGAGGAUGCGUUAUGGUUCUAGGACAACUGAAGGUCAGCAUUGCCUGCUGGAUUCUGUUUGCCAUUGUCAUCCUACAAACAAUCGCUUAUUCUGUUCUAUGGGAUAUACAGUUCCUGUUGCGUAAUCUCGCCUUAAUUGGUGCACUCUUACUCGUUCUAGCGGAGUCACGAGGUGAAGCUCGGUCACUUUUCGCAGGUAUUCCAUCGCUCGGGGAAAACAAACCUAAGAGUUUCAUGCAGUUAGCGGGGCGAAUUCUUCUUGCAUUCAUGUUUAUCACUUUGAUCCGCUUCGAACUCAGUUUCAUGCAAAUACUGCAAGAUAUUGUAGGAUCCAUAUUGAUGGUGUUAGUAACAAUUGGAUACAAAACAAAGCUCUCAUCUCUUAUUUUAGUUGCCCUGCUUACUAUUCUUAACUUAUACCACAAUGCUUGGUGGACUAUACCAUCAUACAAACCUCUUCGCGAUUUUCUUAAAUAUGACUUCUUUCAGACGCUCUCUGUUAUUGGUGGCUUAUUAAUGAUUGUAUCACUAGGGCCAGGCGGUGUUUCUAUGGAUGAGCACAAGAAAAAAUGGUGAACAUGCUUAAUACAAAAUCAAAACAGUCGUUAAAAUUUAAUUAAAAAUCAAUUACAUUCAUUUUUUGCAAACAGGCAGAUUGAGACAAAACCAAGUUUUAUAUUGCACAACAAGUUUUUCUGGUAUGAAUAGGAACGAGUAAAUGGAAAAAAUCUUUCUAGCUAUGUUAAUCAUUCCAAUAAUACGAUGUAUGUUCUAUGAAAACAGCAAUAGCAAUUACAAAUAAAUAUAUACCGUGACAAACCAGCAAAAAAGAACAAA
Molecule: messenger RNA, 1415 nt
Organism: Anopheles gambiae (African malaria mosquito)
Lineage: Eukaryota; Metazoa; Arthropoda; Insecta; Diptera; Culicidae
Gene: Surf4
Product: surfeit locus protein 4 homolog
Exons: 4
Coding region: 342-1154 (270 amino acids)
Biological process (GO): Golgi organization
Cellular component (GO): endoplasmic reticulum-Golgi intermediate compartment; membrane; endoplasmic reticulum
Source: RefSeq, a predicted model, not a curated record